Molecule: messenger RNA, 6402 nt
Organism: Oncorhynchus mykiss (rainbow trout)
Lineage: Eukaryota; Metazoa; Chordata; Actinopteri; Salmoniformes; Salmonidae
Gene: itgam.1
Product: integrin, alpha M (complement component 3 receptor 3 subunit), tandem duplicate 1
Biological process (GO): integrin-mediated signaling pathway; cell adhesion mediated by integrin; cell-matrix adhesion
Cellular component (GO): external side of plasma membrane; integrin complex
Molecular function (GO): integrin binding
Source: RefSeq, a predicted model, not a curated record
AUGGAUUAGUGUGUGGGUGUACUGUGUUGCAUCUGCCAUCUGCCUGUAUUAGGGCAAAACGUUGGAGUGACAGUGGAGUCAACCAAUCACAUUGACUUCACAUUAACAAAAGCUAGCUAGCUAGACCAUGGGAAAACGUAUGGAAACUUCUGCCUUCUCGAAGGCCAACAGGUCUAGCUAGCUAGCUUUUGUUGUAGGCUAGUUUGCAGCAGCUGCAGCAGGUAUUAUCGAAGAGGAUGAUGUUGCUAAUUUGUUAGUUCUUCCCUUUUCAAGAUUAUGUUUCAACAAGAAGUUAAGUUUCAAAUUAUUAUCAUCUGUGCCUCAAGGUGCUUUGGCUUUUAACAUUGACCCAGCUGCUUGGAAGUAUGUCAGCGAACCUGCUGCUGGGUUUGGAUACAAGGUGGUACAGAAUAACCCAUCAAGCUUGCUUAUAAGUGCCCCCCUGGAUCAGUAUAAGCAAAAUAGGAGGGGACAAGUUUACCGAUGUCUGGUCAGAGAUUCAUCUUGCAUACCAUUGUCAAUACAAGAGCCCAGUCAUGGGAUCAAUAUGUCUCUUGGUUUGUCAAUGACAAAGGAUCCCGAGUCACUAAACACCAUGGUAUGCGGACCAACCAUCCCAAGAGAGUGCAAAUCCAUCACCACCUACAAUGGGAUGUGCUUUGAAAUUGACCAAAGUCUUCAUGUGAAACAACCUGUCCCUUCAUCUCUGGAAGAAUGUCCUGGACAAACAGACAUAGCCUUUCUAUUGGAUGGGUCAGGAAGUGUUAACAAAUUUGAUUUUGAAAAAAUGAAAGACUUCGUGAAAGAUCUGAUCAGGGAAUUUCUGGAAAGGGAUACUAAGUUUGCAGUUGCCCAGUAUUCAGGCUAUUGUACUAUACAUUUUGACUUAAAUACGUUUAAUGUCAUGAAUCGGGAUUAUCAAGUGAAUAGUAUUACUCAACAAGGUGGAGGGACUUACACGGCAGCAUCCAUGAGAAAAGUUGUCCAAGAGGUCUUUUCAACGAGUAGAGGAUCCAGACCAAAGGCAAAGAGGAUCAUGAUAGUCAUUACAGAUGGACAAUCAAAUGACAGCGGGAUGCUGAAAAAUGCAGCCUCUGAGGCUGAAGCCAAAAACAUUAUUCGAUUUGCCAUUGGGGUGGGCAGAGCCUUUUCUUCGUCCUCAGCAAUGAAGGAGUUAGAAACAAUUGCCUCCUCUCCACCAAGCAACCACGUGUUUCAAGUGGGCAGCUUCCAAGCACUUGACCAAAUCAAGGAUACAUUACAGAACAGCAUUUUUCCUAUUGAAGGAUCUCAGACUACUGGGGAAUCUAUUAAGAUGGAAAUGGCCCAGGAGGGAUUCAGUGCAGCAUACAUUCCUAGGAGAGGAUUCCAGAUGGGAGCUGUUGGAGCCUUCCAAUGGAAGGGGGCUUACCAGGAAUACAAAGGCAGCACUUUAGACCCUACACCACAACAGAGUCAGAACAUGGAACCAGAUAGCUAUAUGGGGUACUCCAUGGCAGUUGCUACGACACACACUCGCCAGUUUACCAUUUUAGGUGCUCCAAGAUUUAAACACACUGGACGAGUGGUGGUUCUUCCGUCCAGAGACACAGACAAGCCGAUAGAAUAUUCUGGACAGAUUGGCGCUUAUUUUGGUGCAGAGGUCUGUGCAAUGGAUGUGAAUAAAGACUCAUAUAGCGACCUAGUCCUCAUAUCAGCUCCGAUGUUCACAGACAGAGACAGAGAGGGCAGGGUAUAUGUCUGUACCAUCAAUGACUGGUCUGGGGUGGCCUGUCAAUUAAAUGCUGAGAUGACACUGGUGGGGGAUGCAGGACAAAUGGGCAGGUUUGGAACUUCUCUUGCCCCACUGCCUGACCUGAAUAUGGAUGGAUUUAAUGAUUUAGCAGUCGGAGCACCUCUAGAGAACGAUGGUCAAGGAAGUGUCUACAUAUUCCAUGGGACGAGUAGUGGAAUCAGCAAAAUCAAAUCUCAGAAAAUUUCAGCCUCAGAUGUACAGUCUGGAUUAAAGUAUUUUGGACUGUCCAUCAGUCAGACUUCCCUGGACAUGAGUUUGGAUUCUCUCCCAGACUUGGCCGUGGGAUCAAAGGGGGCUGUUCUCUUACUCAGGUCCAGGCCUAUUGUAACAUUGAUGGCACGAGUUUCCUUCAACCCACCCAAAAUCCCCACCAACCAGGUGGACUGCAGUACACCUCUGAGAAACAUUGCUAAAGUCUGUUUCACCAUGACCAGACAAACAACAGACACAAAAGAUCUUCAAGCAAAGAUUAACUAUACUUUAACUCUGGAUGUGACCCGCCAAGCUCCAAACUAUCGUGCUUAUAUCAGUCCAAAGAUACGGGAGGAAACGAAUACUAUUACAUUAAGACUUCAAGAGCAAUGCUUCUCUCAUAACUUCUUUAUUGAGGCUUGCCCAGAGGACUCCCUCAAUGAACUGUCCAAUGAACUUGACUUCACAUUUGAAGGGUUGCCAACAACAUCUCCUGGUGGCCUCAGCUCUAGCCUUUCCCCGCGGUCUCCGACUUCAACAUAUCAUCCUUUAGGUUUUGAGAUCAACUGUGGCGCUGAUAACAACUGCAUUGACAACCUGAAAGUGGAUUUUAAUUUCACUAGGAGUUCAGAGGUGAGGGUUGGCAUAGAUGAGGUGAUAAAUGUGACAGUGUCAGUCGAAAGCAGGGAAGAGAACUCUUACAACAGCCACGUUAUUCUCAAAUACCCUGCAGGACUUUCAUUCAGGAAGUUCACCAUACUCCAGGGAAGAGUGGAGUGUAACUCAUCAGACAGUGUGGGAAAUGUAAUGUGGGGACUAAGUGACUGCACCAUUGACAAGCCAAUCUUCAAAAGCGAUUCUAAGGCUCUCUUAGUAAUUUCCUAUGGGAUUGAUAGAAACACUCAAUUUGGCCAAAUGAUGACAUUCAUUGCAAAUGCCUCAAGUGGAAAUACACACUCGCCAAAGAGUGAACUUUCCAAAGUGAAAGAGAUUGGUGUGAAAUACAGCAUUUUUGUUGUGAUUAAAAGAAAUGAGGAUUCAACCAGUUAUGUUAAUUUCACUGCCGGGAAAAAUGAUUUGCAGAAACAUGUGAAACAAUCCUUUGAGGUUGAAAAUUAUGAAAGAGGCUUCAAUCUUACUGUGAUAAUCAAGGUGCCAAUGAAGCUUGGUGACAAAGACAUCUGGGCUGAUCCAAAUGGUAUACAGAUUCAAGGUUGUCAAAGACACAAGAAUGAGGAACCUACUGCCACAGAGUUUGUGGACCAGCUGCAGAAAAAUCAUGCUGUGGACUGCUCUGUCGCAAAUUGUGGGGUGUUCAUGUGCAAAAGCUUCAUUCGAAAUUUGGAUCGUAACUCUUAUAACAUCACUGGUAACCUCAGCUCUCAAUGGAUAGAACAGAUUGGUCUUGAGUCUGCCCAGUUCAACUUGGUCAGCAGUGCCACUGUAGAUUAUGACAGAAACCAAUACAUCUAUUAUUCUUCGGACUCCAAAAACAACCCACCUAUACAAAAGAUUGAAACUCAGGUGGAGGUGUAUCCUGAGGUUAACUUCACAAAGGGGGUCAUUGGGGGUGUUGUGGGAGGUCUGCUGCUGUUAGCUUUGAUCACAGCUGGGCUUUAUAAGGCUGGGUUUUUCAAAAGCCAGUUGAAGCAGAUGAUGCAGAAUACAUCAGAAGAUGGACCAGGGGGUGAUGGAGAAGCUGCCUCGCCUGAAUAACAGCAAACAAUUGGACAUGCUCACUGAAUGUGUACAAAUAUUAAAGGGGAAGUUCAGGAUUUUACAACUUGAUGUUAGAUGGUUCCUCACCGAAAAAGUAGUCUAUGGGUCAGGAAAAUCAGUAAAUCGUGGUUCGGUUUUCUUUAAAUCUACUACAAACUUCAGCUAACUUGAGCCACUGCUAACAAAAAAACGAUGCUCGUGAUAGAUGCAAUCGUGCAAUUUAGAAAUGUUAUCGGCCAAAUCAACUACAUAGUUGGUUUUUCGUUACUUAACAAACCUUUACCGCAUAAUGUUACCAUGUGGCAACAUAUAAUUUCUCUUUACCCCCUUACUUCCCUAAAUGAAAAAAUACACCAUGGCCUUUUAACUAGAUAAUAACUAGCUACCACGCACAUAACUAGCUAAGAGCUAGUUAUUCAUUUGCUCCACAAAUGAUUAUCAUAAAACAAUCAUCUUUACAUCUCCCCCUCCACCCAAAAAGAUAACAUUUGGCCAAGAUAACAUACGACUUUAUUUACAUAUGCAUGGAAAAUACAAUUAUUUUUAUAUGUAUAAAUAUAUAAUAGGGCAAGAUUUAAUAGUUUUUUUAAGAAAACAUAUUUUCAGAAAGUGUGAAGGAAUAAAACAAUACAAUUAUAAUUCAAACACCUCAUUUUUAUUAGAAAACCCAACUACUAAUAUCAUUAAUAAAAGAGUAUUACCGUUGUCGCAGUAUUUCCAUAUGGCAACAUACAGUUAAAUAAAACUUUUAAAAUAGAUUUUUUCAAACAUUGUUCUACAUUUGUUUUUGAGGCCAUUUGAAGUGAUAAAAAAUGGAAGUGAUAGGGGGCAUGGUUCUAUAAUAACGUGUGCAGUAAAGGGAGAUUUGGCCAUUGUAAAUCAUUUGCACAAUUGCCACUAUCACUUCCAUUGAUUGUUAGCUAACAGUGGCUAAAGUUAGCUGAAGUUUGUAGUGUGUGACCACUGCAUUUAAGCUGGUACACCAUUGACAUUUUAAUUGAAUUAACAUUUUAACUUUGCAUUAUUACCAACAAGAUGGCCACCGGUCCAACCCUGUUGAAUGUUAACUUGAAUGGGAAUGUCCUAUUAUCCAUUUUUCUGUGAUUUCAAUAGGUUUCCUAUGGAAGAUUGACAACAGAAUUUAGAAUAAUGGAUAUUCCCAUUCAAGUCAACAUUCUUUGAUGGGUGGACCUGCAACCUUGUUUGUGGUACCAUUUCAAAGAUACAAUUUCAAUUUUAUUCAGAUUUUAGUAUGUAUGGAAAAAUAUGUAUGGAAAGAUUAUUUCAAAUCAAAAGAGGUCAAAAUGCACCAAAGCAUAUGGAUCAACUCAGAAAGUUAUUGUAAAUAAAAAGUUAACCUCCUGGCAACUAUCUGCCUACUGUAAAAUGCUCAGUAACCCCUUUACAGUGCAGUUCUUCUCUAUUGUCGCAUGCUCUUACAAAGACUGCAGAAUUGGUAGUGGACAAAAGAGGUGCUCAACCUCAAUUAACAUAACCAUAGACCACUUAAACUGGUGCAACACUUCCACUAACCAACGUUUGGCACAAAACAGUACCAUGUGAGAUCAUAUAAGUACCUCUGAAGGUGCCUUAUGUGUAUAUUUUACCUUUAUGUACCCCAGGGAACAACACUGUACCCUAACCAUACCCUUAUUAUGUUCCUGGUAAUAAAUAUGUACCUGGUGGCAAUGCAGAAACAUCAACACACCUCUGACCAAGAGGUUCCAAGUUUACUGGAAUCAGAAUACAGCAACAUACCAUAGUUAUUUUAGGGCAAUAACACCCUUGUAAAUUGUAUAUUUACUGUAUUUUUACUGCUACUCAGUAGCCAGUGUUUACUGUAAUAUAUAAUAAUUAUAGAUCAUUUAUAACAGUCUGAGAAACCUUUAGCAAAGUGCAGAAAUUUAUUCUUCCCAAUAAAUCUGUGGCCAAUCGCUGCCAUGCCCAAAAAGCAGAACAUUUCUGGUCACUGGCAACCAGAAGGUUGUAAGUUCAAAUCCCAGGAGAGGUUGAAUCCCAAAUGUCCUUUUACAGCAAUAACAUCUUAAUUCAGGUGUAAAAAACAUAUUCAAAGAUAUUGUAAUUUCAGAUGUUUGAAGCUUGUGUACAAAAAUGAAAGUUAAAGAUGCAAAAACGAUGCUUAAGAAUGGGACGCAUAGAAAUAGCGCACAUAGAACACAUCUAGCACUUCUUAGACUUGCUUUCAAUGAUAAUGACAGAUCUAUAACUCACAUUUCUAUGUGAAUUUGGUCAGGUCACCCAAAAGGUUACAUAUUGCAGCUUUAAAUUAGGAAUCUUGCAGCUUUAAUUUUAACAUUUCUUAUGAAACCUUCUGGUAUUUGUAUGGCACAGACAUUGUGCUACAUAGUAAAUGUUUGUUUUAUUGUUCUUCACAUUUAAUUGACACAGUGACUAGAUAGCAUGCUUUAAAUUCAUCCCCUAUCCUUGUGCUACUGGGUACCAAUGAUCAUGUUCAUAAUUCCCUCCAAAAAUGAAUGAAUCCAAUCUUCCAACUGGCAAGAUAUCCAUCUGUUUGUUGGAAGAUUGGAUUCAUUUUUGGACAUGAUCUUUGGUUUCCAAUUUGCAAUAGCUUAGAGCUUACAGUACAUGUCAUGAGUUAGUUUAGUCUAUUGAAACAUACCAAGCAUGACAAUAAAUGUAAAUAUUUCUACAAAAUAAACUAACUGGCAAAAAAA